Molecule: messenger RNA, 354 nt
Organism: Blastomyces gilchristii SLH14081
Lineage: Eukaryota; Fungi; Ascomycota; Eurotiomycetes; Onygenales; Ajellomycetaceae
Exons: 2
Coding region: 1-354 (117 amino acids)
Source: RefSeq, a predicted model, not a curated record
AUGUCUCAGAACAAAGCAGAGCCUACUGUUCCACUGCGGAACCCGCGCUGGAACCUGUCCUUCAACCUUACGCCCGCUAGCCGCGAAAACGAGGCAGAUCACUCCACAUCCCUACACCACAAAGCUUCCUCCACAAGCAGGGCACGCAAUCAACAGAUUUCAGAAGAGAUUCUGAUCACCCACCUUGACCAUGUCAUCACUAGCCAUGGGGGCAAAACAGCCAGUAUCAAGCGCCUUCCAGGACAGAUCAGCCAGUUCAAGAAUGUUUCAUUUUCACCACAGGAGGAACUAGUAGACCUGAAACACAAGAACUCACAACUACAGGCGGAAUUGGCAUAUCAUGAGAAGGUUUGA